Delphinapterus leucas (beluga whale) is the source of this 6868-nucleotide messenger RNA. The record is from RefSeq and is a predicted model, not a curated record. Lineage: Eukaryota; Metazoa; Chordata; Mammalia; Artiodactyla; Monodontidae.
CCGGGCCCGCCGCUGAGCCCGGCCCGCCGGCGCGCCCCGUCCGGGAUGGAGUGCCUGGACGCCUGAGUCGCCGCUCUGCGCGACCUCCGCGCGGGGGAAGGAGCCGGUGCCGCGCGGCCGCGCUAGGAUGGAGGUGCCCGGCGGCAGCGAUCCCAGUGGCGACGGGGCUGGGGACGGUGCCCACCCGGACCCCCGGGCACCCGGCGCCGCUGCGCCCAUCUCCGGCCAGUGCGCGGCCGCCCGGGAGUCGGAGCGCCAGCUGCGCCUCCGCCUCUGCGUCCUCAACGAGAUCUUGGGCACCGAGAGGGACUACGUGGGCACCUUGCGCUUCUUGCAGUCGGCAUUCCUGCAUCGCAUCCGGCAGAACACGGCGGACUCGGUGGAGAAGGGCCUGACGGAGGAGAACGUCAAGAUCCUGUUCUCAAACAUUGAAGACAUCCUGGAAGUUCAUAAGGAUUUCCUGGCUGCCUUGGAGUUUUGUUUACAUCCGGAGCCUCAGUCUCAGCAUGAACUUGGGAAUGUUUUCUUAAAAUUCAAGGACAAGUUCUGCGUAUAUGAAGAAUAUUGCAGCAACCACGAGAAGGCCCUGCGUCUGCUUGUGGAGCUGAACAAGAUCCCCACCGUGCGGGCCUUCCUUUUGAGCUGCAUGCUCCUGGGAGGCCGGAAGACCACGGACAUCCCUCUGGAGGGCUACCUGUUAUCUCCUAUUCAGAGGAUCUGCAAGUACCCCCUCCUCCUCAAGGAACUCGCCAAGAGGACCCCCGGCAAGCACCCCGACCACCCCGCGGUCCAGAGCGCCCUGCAGGCCAUGAAGACUGUCUGUUCCAACAUCAACGAGACCAAGAGGCAGAUGGAGAAGCUGGAGGCCCUGGAGCAGCUGCAGUCGCACAUCGAAGGCUGGGAGGGCUCCAACCUCACGGACAUCUGCACCCAGCUCCUCCUGCAAGGGACUUUGUUAAAAAUCUCCGCGGGCAAUAUCCAGGAGAGAGCCUUCUUCCUCUUUGACAACCUCCUAGUCUAUUGCAAGCGGAAAUCCAGGGUCACUGGGAGCAAGAAAUCCACCAAGAGGACCAAAUCCAUCAACGGCUCCCUGUAUAUCUUCCGGGGUCGAAUCAACACUGAAGUCAUGGAGGUGGAGAACGUGGAGGAUGGGACAGCUGAUUAUCACAGCAAUGGCUACACCGUCACCAACGGCUGGAAGAUCCACAACACGGCCAAGAACAAGUGGUUUGUCUGCAUGGCCAAGACAGCGGAGGAGAAGCAGAAGUGGCUGGAUGCCAUCAUCCGUGAGCGGGAGCAACGCGAGAGCCUGAAGCUGGGCAUGGAACGGGAUGCGUACGUCAUGAUCGCGGAGAAGGGGGAGAAGCUUUACCACAUGAUGAUGAACAAGAAGGUGAACCUGAUCAAGGACCGUCGGAGAAAGCUGAGCACCAUCCCCAAGUGCUUCCUUGGCAAUGAGUUUGUUGCCUGGCUCCUGGAAAUUGGCGAAAUCAGCAAGACGGAAGAAGGCGUGAACCUGGGCCAAGCCUUGCUGGAGAAUGGUAUCAUCCACCAUGUCUCUGACAAGCACCAGUUCAAGAACGAGCAGGUGAUGUACCGCUUCCGCUACGACGACGGUACCUACAAGGCCAGGAGUGAACUGGAGGACAUCAUGUCCAAGGGUGUGAGGCUUUACUGCCGUCUUCACAGCCUCUACACCCCUGUGAUCAAGGACCGCGAUUACCACCUGAAGACGUACAAGUCGGUGCUGCCCGGGAGCAAGCUGGUGGACUGGCUGCUGGCCCAGGGCGAUUGCCAGACACGCGAGGAGGCGGUGGCGCUUGGUGUGGGCCUGUGUAACAAUGGCUUCAUGCACCACGUGCUGGAGAAGAGUGAGUUCAAGGAUGAGUCCCAGUACUUCCGUUUCCACGCAGACGAGGAGAUGGAGGGAACCAGCAGCAAGAACAAACAGCUUCGCAGCGACUUCAAGCUGGUGGAGAACAUUCUGGCCAAGCGCCUGCUGAUCCUGCCCCAGGAGGACGACUAUGGCUUCGACAUCGAGGAGAAGAACAAGGCCGUGGUGGUGAAGUCAGUCCAGAGGGGCUCGCUGGCAGAGAUGGCCGGCCUGCAGGUGGGGAGGAAGAUCUUCUCCGUCAACGAGGACCUGGUGUUCCUGCGGCCCUUCGCAGAGGUGGAGUCCAUCCUCAGCCAGUCCUUCUGUUCCCGCCACCCGCUGCGUCUCCUGGUAGCCACCAAGGCCAAAGAGAUCAUCAAAGUCCCCGAUCGUCCAGAGGUUCUGUGCUUCCAGAUCCGUGGAGCUGCCCCACCGUACGUCUAUGCUGUGGGGAGAGGCUCUGAGGCCGUGGCCGCAGGCCUCUGUGCCGGCCAGUGCAUCCUGAAGGUUAAUGGCAACAACGUGAUGAACGAUGGAGCCCCAGAGGUCCUGGAGCACUUUCAGGCUUUCCGGAGCCACCGAGAAGAGGCCCUGGGCCUGUACCAGUGGGUCUACCACACCCACGAGGAUGCCCAGGAGGCCCGGGAGGCCCCCAGCGAGGACCCUAGUGGCGAGGGGGCCCGAGAGGAAGACCAGUCCAACUCAGCCUUCCCCCUGCUGUCCCUGGGUCCCCAGCUGAGCCUGCACGAGGACAGCCCCGUGGUCAGCCUGACGGUGGACAACGUGCACCUGGAGCAUGGCGUGGUGUACGAGUACGUGAGCACAGCGGGCAUCAAGUGUCACGUGCUGGAGAAGAUCGUGGAGCCCCGUGGCUGCUUCGGCCUCACUGCCAAGAUCCUUGAGGCCUUUGCCACCGAUGACAGUGUCUUUGUGCAGAACUGUGGGCGGCUUAUGGCCCUGAGCAACAACAUAAGGACCAUGUCCCACUAUGAGUUCCGCAACAUCUGUGACACCAAGCUGGAGAGCAUCGGCCAGAGGAUCGCCUUGUACCAGGAGGCCUGUACCAGUCUCUGCAAGGAUGGAGAGGUAGCCUUACCUGAACCUCACGGACUGUGGGUCAGGGAGAGAUGUUCCUCAAGGACAGCUCAGUUUGCAGCUCAGCUAAAGAGCAGGGUCAGCCCGCCCUUCAAACAAGCACCCCUGGAACCCCAUCCGCUGUGUGGCCUGGACUUUUGCCCCACCAAUUGCCACGUCAACCUCAUGGAAGUGUCCUACCCCAAGACUACUCCCUCGGUUGGCAGGUCCUUCAGCAUCCGCUUUGGUCGCAAACCCUCCCUCAUCGGCCUUGACCCAGAGCAAGGUCACCUGAACCCCAUGUCCUACACCCAACACUGCAUCACCACCAUGGCUGCCCCAUCCUGGAAGUGCCUACCUGCUGCGGAUGGGGACCCCCAAAGCCAGGGUCCCAAUGACAGCAGCUUUGGGUCAGCCAGUGGAACCCUUGGCCAGGAGCACCGGGGUUUGAGCUUCCUACUCAAGCAGGAGGACCGUGAGAUCCAGGAUGCCUACCUGCAGCUCUUUACCAGACUGGAUGUGGCCCUGAAGGAGAUGAAGCAAUAUGUUACCCAGAUCAACAGGCUGCUGUCCACCAUCACGGAGCCCACCUCGGGUGGGUCCUGCGAUCCACCCUCGGCCGAGGAGACCUCAUCCCCCCAACUGGUCAGCGAAGAGAGCGAGAUGGACAGGGCCGAUCACGGGGGCAGCAAGAAAGUGUGCUUCAAGGUGUCAGAGGACGAUCAGGAGGACUCGGGUCAUGACACCAUGAGCUACCGGGACUCCUACAGUGAAUGUGACAGUAAUCGGGACUCUGUCCUGUCUUACACCAGCGUGAGAAGUAACAGCUCCUACCUGGGCAGCGACGAGAUGGGGUCUGGGGACGAGCUGCCCUGUGACAUGAGGAUCCCGUCAGACAAGCAGGACAAGCUUCAUGGCUGCCUGGAGCACCUCUUUAACCAGGUGGACUCCAUCCAUGCACUCCUCAAGGGGCCAGUCAUGAGCAGAGCUUUUGAAGAGACCAGGCAUUUCCCCAUGGACCACAGCUUACAAGAGUUCAAACAGAAAGAGGAGUGUACAAUUCGUGGCCGCAGCUUGAUCCAGAUCAGCAUCCAGGAGGACCCCUGGAACCUCCCCAAUUCCAUCAAGACCCUGGUGGACAACAUUCAGAGAUACGUGGAAGAUGGAAAGAACCAGCUGCUCCUGGCCUUGCUGAAAUGCACAGACACGGAGCUGCAGCUGCGGAGGGACAGCAUCUUCUGCCAGGCACUGGUGGCCGCCGUGUGCACCUUCUCCGAGCAGCUGCUGGCGGCCCUGAGCUACCGCUACAACAACAACGGCGAGUACGAGGAGAGCAGCCGGGACGCCAGCCGCAAGUGGCUGGAGCAGGUGGCGGCCACUGGCGUCCUCCUGCACUGCCAGUCCCUGCUCUCGCCGGCCGCGAAAGAGGAACGGACCAUGUUGGAGGACAUCUGGGUGACCCUGUCGGAGCUGGACAAUGUCACCUUCUCCUUCAAGCAGCUGGACGAGAACUACGUGGCCAACACCAACGUCUUCUACCACAUCGAGGGCAGCCGGCAGGCACUGAAGGUUAUCUUCUACCUGGAUAGCUAUCACUUCUCCAAGCUGCCCUCCCGCCUGGAGAGCGGGGCCAGUCUAAGGCUGCACACCGUGCUCUUCACGAAAGCUCUGGAGAACAUGGAGGCACCGCCUCCUCCAGGCAGCCAGACGGUGGACGAUUUGCAGCAGGAGAUCAAUGCCCGGUCCCUGGAGAAGGUUCAGCAGUAUUACCGCAAACUCAGGGCAUUUUACCUGGAACGGUCUAACCUGCCCACGGACGCCAGCACCACAGCGGUGAAGAUAGACCAGCUGAUCCGCCCCAUCAAUGCCCUGGACGAGCUCUGCCGCCUCAUGAAGUCCUUCGUCUACCCCAAGCCCGGUGCCGCUGGGAGCUUGGGCGCCGGCCUCAUCCCCAUCUCCUCCGAGCUCUGCUACCGCCUGGGGGCCUGCCAGAUGACCAUGUGCGGCACGGGCAUGCAGAGGAGCACCCUGAGCCUCUCCCUGGAGCAGGCAGCCAUCCUGGCGCGGAGCCACGGGCUGCUGCCCAAGUGCAUCAUGCAGGCCACGGACAUCAUGCGGAAGCAGGGCCCCAGGGUGGAGAUUCUGGCCAAAAACCUCCGAGUCAAGGACCAGAUGCCCCAGGGUGCACCGCGGCUCUACCGCCUCUGCCAGCCGCCGGUGGACGGAGACCUCUAGACACUGAGGUGCCUGGUGCUUGGCUGCGUCCUCUGGAGCUGGGAUUUGGGAGGACACAGGGGGCCGUGUGGCCUUCUCCAGAGCUGGCCCGAGACCUCCUCUCCUGCCUGCUUGAAGAUCUGUCCGGCCUCCUCCAUCACCUCCUGGGAGGAUAAGCAGUGCCCCCACUCCUGGAUGAGAUGGUGGAUCGGCCCUGGGCUGGCAUGUUCUUCACACUUCUGCCAGAAGCCCGAGGGGUGCUGGGGACCCACAGAACUGAUGGGUGCAGCCAGGGCCUGGGCUCCGGCCUGCAGGUCCCCAGAACACAGGGGAGAAGUCACGGGCACUGCAGCUGGAGGCCCGCGGCCCCAGCUCCCUCGGGAUGGCUCAACCUGCACUUUGGAAACCUCUGGUUUCCUUCUACGUCCACAUUCCAGGCGACCACAUGUGUCUGCUCUUCUUCCUCACCUUAGCUUCCAGAUUCCCCCCUAACCCUGUACUAAUCUGCCCGAUGGACUCGGAGAAGCCGGGCCUCUGCCGUAAAGACAGAGGGACAGGGCACAGCGCCUGUUACCAAGAGGACGGUCGAAAGCCACACCGGCUUCCGCCAUCAGUGCCAUUGGAACUGGAGCCAUCAGCCCUGGGCACGAGAUUUGCUCUGACUUUAUUUAUAUGGCGUGAACUCUCUAUGGUUUAUUUUGAGGUUUUUAUGUUGUCGUUGGUAUCGCUGAGAUUUUUUUUCCCCCAGGUUGCGUGAUUAUAUAUUUGACAUUUUAAAUUUCAAAGAAAGCUAUAUUGUCUAACAGGGGACCAGCAUAAGGUAGUAUUGACAACUUUUCCCAGUUCUACUAAAAAAAAAAGAAAAACUAAAUUAUUGAAAAUUCAAAAGAUGUCAGUAUUUCAUCUUUUUAAUAUUAGGGUCUUAAGAUAUGGCUUACAGGUAUCGACUAGGGUUCCUUUUCCCACCCACCCUCGGUUCUCCAGCAGUUGGUCUGUAUCAGGGUGAAUUACUUUGUUCUUUGAACAACUGGCUACAAGGGUUUGAGAGGUGGCUGGGCCAGGCCUGGGGGCUGGAGGGGGUUGAACCAUCCAUUGGAGAGGCAGUCCCACACUGGUGUCUGUCCUCUGCAGGUAGAAGGGCUGCCAGGAAACACUGAGUGGUACCUUCUGUAAUUUAUUUUUUGAUGUUAACUCAGAGCAGGGCAUUUGGGACUUCUCAGCCAGCUAGAGAGACAGGAAGCUACCCUGCCCACCUGGGCACAAGGACCCACACAGGAUCCCCCCUCUGUCCCCCCAGCAGUUUGUCCCCUCUAGGUUCUGUUGCCAGCAGGGAAAUGUCACAGCUGGGACAGAAGGGAGGCGUCUUUACAGCCUUGGCUGAUGGGUGAAAUCAGGUGUGGGUUUCCCGCUGCCCUGGAGGCUUGAAGACCCAUCAGCAUCUUGGCCCCGUGCACCCCCAGGGGCCGCCUUCCCUCUCUUGCCACCCUGCACCAGAUUGCAAGAGAUGGGCUUGUUGCAGGACAGAGACGGCACAGAUACAAACGAGGACCCCAUGGCAGAAACGGAGAGGGGCCCCCGAGGGCAAGGGCAUCGUGCACUGGUUUACUUUGAAAUGUACAGAUCUUCUCAUUCAAUUCAUGAUAGAUUUUUUAUUAUUAUUAUUAAAAGUCGGUUUAUAAUACAAAGAUCCUGAUCUGUGGCGAGUUC